Messenger RNA from Symbiodinium sp. CCMP2592, 1350 nucleotides. The record is from the annotation of a GenBank genome assembly. Lineage: Eukaryota; Dinophyceae; Suessiales; Symbiodiniaceae.
AUGUCCAAACAAAAAGAACCCAGGCACCCGGCCCUAGCCGACUUGGUGGGGCUUGCAGAGGUGGCCUGCGGCUUUUUGGUGCAGCCUGUGCUGCCCGACAGCUGCAAGCUCCUCUGGCACGCAAAGCUGGCGAGGAGUGGCUUUAUGCUCAAAGCGGCCCUAGGAAGCCUCUGCGCGGGUCCCUUGCGGAGGCUAGCUCGCGACCUGUCCGCCGACCCGCCCUCGAAGGGCGACGCUUCGGCCAGAAGGACCGAGGCCUCAGAGGACGAGGAUGGAAAUGCUGAGCCCUGCGCUUCUCGAAAGAGCCCGCAGCACCAGGAGGCACGCGAGGAGGAGGAGGUGGAGGAGGAAGAGGUGGGGGAGGAAGAGGAAGUGGAAGAGGAAGAGGAGGAAGAGGAAGGGGAAGAGGACAAGAGUGAAUCUGACAAGGCCGAGUCCCAGGAGGCCCAGGAGCUGUGCAUGACUGAGCAAAAGGAAGCAGCAAGCCUCGGACCAGAAAGUGCCGCAGGAUCUGCGGAGGAGUUGAACAACCUUAGCCAAGGCAUCAUGGAGCUUGUGGAAGAGCUACAGAUGGCUCAGGACGUCAAGGGACAGACGGCGAUCGCGGGACCGGAGCAUGAGAACUUCGCCCUCGCCAGUCCGUGCAAGAAUGAUCUGGAUGGGGAGGACGGAUAUCUAGACAUUUCGGACCGGAGCGGACCUCCAGGUUCGCGGCCAGCGAAGAUGCCCAUGCACUUUCGUGGCCAGUGCAAAGUGUCGCAGUGGUUUCGGCAGCGGCGACGGAAGCGCAUGCGAUUCCCGGAACCCAGAACGGCUGUGGAGCUCCCACAGAAAGAGACGAAGAAGGGAUCCGACGAGGUUGCCAGGGUACCCGAAGCCUCAAACUUCAUGGGAGCGACCCCUCGCGCUUCGGCCAUCCCGUGCUUGCGGCGGCCGAGGAGGGGCCAAGGUCGCCCCCCGGUGAAGGCCCCCGAGGUCUGCUCGGAGGUGGAACGAGGGGCAGAUCUGAGGGACAGUGCCGAAGAACUUGGGCUUUCCGGCCUUCUGGCGCUUUCUGCAGACGCCGCCCACACUGUCCCAAAGGCCUCUCCGAAACGGAGACGAAAGAAGCCGAAGCAACAGAGCUGGAUGUCCGUAUCUGCAGAGGCUUCAGAGGCUAUUUCGGGCCUGGCCGACUGGCUGCUCAGUCUUCAGAAUUCCAUAGAAAGGGACGUCAAAGUGAUGGAUGUUCCACAGCUUGCCGAUUUCUUUGGGCCGUCGACUGCACAGCCUCUGCGAACACUGCGUGGGAGAGGCUCCGAGAAGCACACCGGCAGCAAGUCGAGCAAGCAGAAGUCCCGGGCAUUUUGA